This is a messenger RNA of Lodderomyces parapsilosis, 1494 nucleotides long. Its product is annotated as succinate-semialdehyde dehydrogenase (NAD(P)(+)). Lineage: Eukaryota; Fungi; Ascomycota; Pichiomycetes; Serinales; Debaryomycetaceae. Bases 1 to 1494 code for a protein of 497 amino acids. The transcript has a single exon. Gene Ontology annotation, biological process: GABA catabolic process. Gene Ontology annotation, molecular function: succinate-semialdehyde dehydrogenase (NAD+) activity. The record is from RefSeq and is a predicted model, not a curated record.
AUGUCAAUCAAUCAAGCACCACCUCAAUUGGCCAACAAGAACUUGUUCCAAACAAGACCAUUUGUCGAUAACGAAUUCGUUGAAACAACCGGAUCUGGAAAAACAUUCACUGUAACUAACCCUGCUACAGAAGAAGUUCUUGCUGAGUUACCAGUGCAAACAGAAGGAGAAAUUGAUGCUGCUAUUGAAUCAUGUCAUCGUGCUUUCCAAACUUUCAAACAAACAAAUUCAUACGAUAGAGCCAAAAUGUUGCGCAAAUUGUAUGACUUGAUGAUUGAAAACUUGGAUGAUUUGGCCAUGUUGAUCACUUUAGAAUGCGGUAAGAGUCUUGUUGAUGCCAAAGGUGAAAUCAAGUAUGCUGCAUCAUAUUUUGAAUGGUUUAGUGAAGAAGCCAAGAGAAAUUAUGGUGAAACCAUUCAAACUUCAAACCCAAACAACAAAGUCAUUACAUUGAGACAACCGAUUGGGCCAGUUGGGUUAUUAUGUCCUUUUAAUUUCCCCUCAGCAAUGGGAUCAAGAAAAGCAGCACCUGCUUGGGCAGUUGGAUGUACUUGCAUCUUGAAACCAGAUGCUCAAACUCCCUUGAGUUCAUUGGCACUUGCUUACUUGGCAAGAGAAGCAGGGUUUCCACCUGGUGUUUUCAAUGUGGUUUUGGCAUCAGUUGAAUCUACUCCAAUGGUUGGUUUGAAAAUUUGCGAAAGUCCCAAAAUUAAAAAAGUUAGUUUUACAGGGUCGACUCCUGUGGGUAAAUUGCUCAUGAAACAAAGUGCUCUGACUUUAAAGAAACUUUCAAUGGAAUUGGGAGGUAAUGCACCAAUUAUUGUUUUUGAUGAUGCCGAUUUAGAACUUGCUGUAAGUCAAUCAAUUGCAUCCAAGUUUAGAUCUUUGGGUCAAACUUGUGUUUGUGCUAAUAGAGUAUACGUUCAAAGUGGAAUCUAUGACAAGUUUUGUCAAGAAUUUGCUAAAAAGACUGAAGAAUUCAAAAUUGGUAAUGGUGUUGAUCCAGAUGUCACCCAUGGUUGUUUAAUUAAUGCCAAAGCAGUGGCUAAAGUUGAAGAGCAUUUCAAUGACGCAAUCUCAAAAGGUGCGGAUGUUUUGGUUAAAGGUGGCAGAAUGCCCGAGUUGGGCAAACACUUUUAUGCACCUGCGGUUGUGUACAAUACUCCAAACGAUGCUCAAGUAUUUCAUGAAGAAACUUUUGGUCCGUUGGCAGCAAUUGCAAAAUUUGAAACCCGUGAGGAAGUUGUCAAGUUGUGUAAUGACACUCCAUAUGGUUUGGCCUCAUAUGUGUUUAGUGAAUCGUUAAACAAUGCAUGGUAUAUGUCUGAGUUUUUGGAUGUUGGUAUGGUUAGUGUAAAUACAGGAUUGUUUACUGAUGCUAGUUUGCCAUUUGGUGGUAUCAAGGAGUCAGGAUUUGGAAGAGAAGGUUCACUUCAUGGAAUGGAUGAUUACACGGUAAUAAAGUCCAUUACAUUAGGAAACUUAUAUAGAUAA